UUGCUCCUACCUACCACUACUUUUACUACUUGUCACGUUUACGAUGAAAAGGAAUAUUCAAGAGAAUGCAAUAAAAAUUUUCGAAUAGUCUACCUCAUUACCCAUUUGUCACUCAUUGCUUCUCGUUCAGAAAUAUGCUGGGACAAGUUCGAUGUGAACUAUCGCAAUCAAUGCUUAAACGGUCAUUGGAAACAACGGUAUUAUUUUGAUCAUGCCUCGUUAACAUGCAGACAAUUCUGGUACGACGGAUGCCGAUCGGAUUCAAGAAAUAUGUUCGAAGAUCUGCUAACCUGCCAAUGGUUGUGCGAAUCACAACCAAUGUAUAAAUCAAGAGCCUGCCUACAGGAUUUCGAUAGCCACUACAAGGACCAAUGUAGUGGGGGUCGAUGGAGACAACAGUAUUAUUUCGACAAAAGUGCCAAGAAGUGCAUAUCAUUUUGGUACGAUGGUUGCACCGGUGAAAGUGAAAAUAUCUUUCAAGAUGAAACCUCUUGUCUACACACAUGUGAGAAUCCAGCCAAAAACGAUCGUCAUGAAAAUACGUCUUUUUCAGAGCCAAAUUUAACCGAUAUCUGUGCAGUGUCAAAUCCAUGUCGUAAUAACGGUAUAUGCGUGUUUGUGUGGAAGAAAAACACUUAUUACUGCAAAUGUGAGGAUGGAUACACUGGACAAAACUGUACGGAAAAAAUCGAUAGCGAUCCGUGUGCGACCCAUCCGUGUAAAAAUGGAGCCACUUGUCUGGCAAAGGUGCAGAAGGGAAAAACGACAUUCGAAUGCUAUUGCACCAUCGGUUACGGUGGACCACAUUGCGAUCAAAGGCCAUGCGAUGUGAAUCCAUGCCUUCAUAAUGGUACAUGUCGCACAACUGCUGGAUUGAGUUCUUAUUUCUGCGAUUGCAAAGAAGGAUUUGGCGGAAGAAACUGCGAUAUUGCGAUUGGAUCCAAAUUACCGGAAGAACGAUACGGAUCGAACGUGUUACUUGUUUCAAGCGGUAAAGCUGAAUGGAUACAAGAAAUGAAAGAAAGACUUGGAGGGCAAAAGAAAACUACUCCGCCGUCAAUGGCUGAUGAACCGUACGAAGAAGACAAAAAUCUUCAAGCAGCAACCGAAUCAGUUCAAAGAUUUCCAAAACGAGUGGAAUGCUUGAAGUCCUCUGAUCCGCAAAGUAUACCUAAACAUUAG
Molecule: messenger RNA, 1182 nt
Organism: Angiostrongylus costaricensis
Lineage: Eukaryota; Metazoa; Nematoda; Chromadorea; Rhabditida; Metastrongylidae
Source: the annotation of a GenBank genome assembly